This is a messenger RNA of Gaeumannomyces tritici R3-111a-1, 201 nucleotides long. RefSeq lists its product as hypothetical. NCBI's taxonomy places the organism in Eukaryota, Fungi, Ascomycota, Sordariomycetes, Magnaporthales, Magnaporthaceae. Bases 1 to 201 code for a protein of 66 amino acids. The transcript has a single exon. The record is from RefSeq and is a predicted model, not a curated record.
AUGCACGAUCGCGUCAGGGAGCAGCGCCGGCUAGGAUUUGGGCUAGCAUCAACGUCAGCUCCAGCCAAUGACGACGAGGUCGCACCUGCAGCUUCUGGAGCCUCCACUGGGACAGCAAUAUCGGUGUCGGAACAACGCGCCGGAAGGCUGCUCAGCCCGCUGCUCUCCCCCAGCACCAACCCCUGCGUGACUCCACCCUAA